UCAACAACCUCAUGGCGGACGGGACCUGUCAGGACGCGGCCAUCGUGGGCUAUAAGGACACGCCCUCCAUCUGGGCCGCUGUUCCCGGGAAAGCCUUCGCCAACAUCACGCCAGCUGAAGUUGGUGUCCUGGUUGGCAAAGACCGGGCAAGUCUGUGCGUGAAUGGGCUGACAAUCGGGGGCCAGAAAUGUUCUGUGAUCCGGGACACGCUGCUGCAGGAAGGGGAGUUUAGCAUGGAUCUUCGUACCAAGAGCACUGGGGGAGCCCCCACCUUCAACGUCACUGUCGCCAUGACUGCCAAGACGCUAGUCCUGCUGAUGGGCAAAGAAGGUAUCCACGGUGGUGUGAUCAACAAGAAAUGUUAUGAAAUGGCCAACCACCUGCGGCGUUCCCAGUACUGACCUCGUCUUUCCCUUCCCCCUACCACUCCCCACUGCUUUGGCACUCUCCUUCCCAAACACACACAUAUACCAUUUUUAUUUUUUGGGCCAUUACCCUAUACCCCUUAUUGCUGCCAAAACCACAUGGGCUGGGGGCCAGGGCUGGGCGGAAGACACCUCCCCCUACCCAUACCCCUCCCGUGUGUGGUUGGAAAAAAAUUUUUGUUUGUUUUUUUCUGAAUAAAAAAGAUUCUAACAA
This is a messenger RNA of Myotis brandtii (Brandt's bat), 639 nucleotides long. It is a transcript of the gene PFN1, whose product is annotated as profilin 1. Gene Ontology annotation, biological process: positive regulation of actin filament bundle assembly; regulation of actin filament polymerization; actin cytoskeleton organization. The transcript is spliced from 3 exons. Gene Ontology annotation, molecular function: actin binding. Bases 12 to 401 code for a protein of 129 amino acids. Gene Ontology annotation, cellular component: cytoplasm. The record is from RefSeq and is a predicted model, not a curated record. NCBI's taxonomy places the organism in Eukaryota, Metazoa, Chordata, Mammalia, Chiroptera, Vespertilionidae.